AUGCGGCACUUAGCGACUAUAGAUCCGGUCACAGGGCUAGCCGGGUCUGCUGCCCUGUGUGCGGUAUGGACCCAUUGGCAAUCUAGCCGCAGAGAUGAGCCCUGGGCUGAGCUCAUCUGCUGGAUCUUGCUGCCGAUAUUAUGCAAGGCUAUCACCCUGCCCAUCAAUCGACUUGAUACAGAAAAGGUAAACGAGUCACGGAUAUCACCUGGCCCGUGGUUAUGGUUAUUUGCAAUAUGCGUAGCAACCCAAGCAGUAUGCGAAGGAGAACAGGGGAGCAACUGGCUUCUUCCGCUAUUGAUGCCUCUCUUAUUGGUCGUCGAGCAGUACCUUGGGAGGGACCUAUCAUCGCCAGCCUCGCUUUGUCCCAAUUUUAUUUUCCUGAUUUCGAACACACUAUUGGGCACAACCUCGAUAACUCUCUUCGGGAUUUUCACUCUGGUUGAUUUCAACUUGAUUCGCCUUGCAUUGUCGAUAACAUCAGCGAUGGCUUCCUUCACAAUAUACCUAACACUUCUAAACAAAGGACCCAACCGCUCUCGACAUAUUCCUCACGUCGAUAUUCGAGAGGAUAUAGAGCCUCUUUCUUUUCGGGUGACUUUUACUCUAGUCGUUGUUUUGACCUUGAAGACCAUCACACUUGGUUGUGCGGUCCCUCAAAUGCUUCCCACCAUGACGCUGGGCAUCUCCAAGGCUUUCACCUGGUUCUUCUUCAUUCAAACUGCUCAUUAUACUACAUGGCGGAUCGCAGUACCAAUCACAACCUUCAGCAUCUUAUCAACAACUGACCCAUAUUCUCAAACAUGGGAUAUCGAUUCCUUCUUUGUAUUGGUCGGCUCAGUCCUGUUUCUAUCCCAGAUCAUCGGAACAAUUCCUAAACAUCCAAAGACUCUCUGGGUACUGUCCCUUAUCCCCAUAAUCCCAUACUUUCUCAGUCUCCAAGCCAUCAUGUCGAGUCAACGUAUGGCAAGGAUAAGCUUCCAUAACCACCAGAUGCAUCCCGUGGAGGAAGCGAUACAUGCCGCGCAAGGUGAACUCAACUCCCUCAUCCACCGACAGUCCAAAACCUACACCGCCGCGCGGGAUGAGUACAAACGCCGGUAUGGCCUUGAACCUCCCCCAGGCUUUGAAGAAUGGUAUGAAUUCGCGAAAACGAAUCAGUCACCAAUCAUCGACGACUUUGACACCAUCCAAAGAUCCAUCGCUCCCUUACUAAAGCUAAGUGGCCGCAAAGUUCUGGAAGCCAUGAGCGAGGUAUAUUCACGGCCAGGUAGCGAAGUAUGGUCUUGUGAAUAUUCAUCACAGAAGUCUGAGACACGCUGCAGCCAUCCCGGGCGUACAUUCGACAGACAUAUAUCACUCUUGUUUAACAGGCUGAUGAAAGAUGUCCCUAGCGGCACUCAUUCCCUCAGGCUUCUUGUAAAUCAUUUCGACGAGCCAAGGGUCUUGACACCAUCCAAGGCCCUUGGAAAUCAACUACCGGAUCGACAGGGGAGAAACGGCGAUGAGUUCCCAAGCCAAAUUUGGGAUAUGAUCAGCCAGAACUGCAACUUUCAAGACCUCGAAUCAGGCCAGUCUGAGAACUGGUCAACUUCACCCGACAUAGGCCUCGUCCGAAACCACAGCCAACAAGUUGAAAUCUGCCAACAUCCAGAAUACCAACACAUUCACGGCCUCCUCACAAACCCAGUAACCUUUCGUCCAAUCGAAGAUCCCGUCCCCGUGCUCUCGACGGGCUCGCUCUCCCCCAUGGGCGACAUCCUCCUACCCAGCCCAGCCUACCUCGAAGAAGAGUUCCAAUACGACGAGUCACAGGACACGGACUGGACCAGCAAACACAACAAGCUAUACUGGGCGGGAUCCACGUCGGGCGGGUACGCAAACGGAAGCCACUGGAGAGCCUUCCACCGGCACAGGUUCGUAAACAUGGUUCACAACCCGGCGCGAGACCAGACAUACUGGUACCUACAGCAGCAGAAGAACGGACUAGUCGAGCGCGCUCCCUCGUCAUUCCUCAACCGCCGAUUAUACAACGUCGCCUUCACCCGAGUCUUCCAGUGCGAGCCGGCCGCCUGCCACGACCAGCGCGCACACUUCAACGUCAGACCGUGGGCGCACAAGGACGAGGCGCUCGGGUACCGGCUCGCGUUCGACCUAGACGGCAACGGCAUCAGCGGGCGCUUCUACAAGCUGCUCGCGUCCAGGUCUGUCCCCCUGAAGCAGACCAUCAUGCAGGAGUGGCACGACGACAGGCUCGUGCCCUGGGUCCACUACAUCCCCGUGAGCCAGGACAUGAGAGAGCUGCCGGAGUUGAUCACCUACCUGACAUCGACCAAGUCUGGGCAGGAGCAAGCAAGGAAGAUUGCUGAGCAGGGGCGGGAUUGGUAUUCAAAGGCAUUUCGUGAAGUCGACAUGACGAUCUACAUAUAUCGGCUUUUGCUAGAAUUAGCGAGGCUUCAAGAUCCGACCAGAGAGGGAGCUCAAGAGGCUGAAUGA
Messenger RNA from Clonostachys rhizophaga, 2496 nucleotides. The record is from the annotation of a GenBank genome assembly. NCBI's taxonomy places the organism in Eukaryota, Fungi, Ascomycota, Sordariomycetes, Hypocreales, Bionectriaceae.